GGGAAUUUGGCUUUAAUUCUACACUUGGUAAUUGACGGAUGUCAUCGAAAUCACCUUCAAAUUUCAACAAAUUUAAGUGUAGAGUAGCAGUACUCUCCCUCACAUUCUAACGAUGCAGCUGGUGGUGUGGUUGUCUGUCGUGCUCUCUGUGUUGUACAGCCAGGGAACAGGCGCCUGUCCUGACAAGUGUAGCUGCAGUAGGUCGCCCUACUGUAAUGGAACUGAUGUUAAUUGUUAUGGGAUUGGACUGAGCGUAGUACCGGGCAAUAUCCCCACGGACACUUGUAAUAUAAGGCUGAGUAACAAUAAAAUAAGGACGAUACCGGCCGGAAUCUUUGACAACUUGGUGAACUUACGUGAACUAUCUCUUGGAAGCAAUUACAUCACAACUUUACCGGACGGAAUCUUUGACAAUUUGGUGAAUUUGCGGGAACUACACUUGUCCUACAAUGGAAUAAAAACAUUACCGAAUAGGACCUUUGACGCUUUGGUGAAUCUGCAGAAACUGUCCCUUGAUAAAAAUAAAAUAAGAAGCUUGCCGGAUGGAAUCUUUGACACUUUAUUGAAUCUGACUGAACUAAGGUUGAAGGGCAAUCAGAUAACAACAUUACCGGAUGGGAUCUUUAAAGCUUUGGUGAAUCUACGGAUUCUAUACCUGAAUGGAAAUAGAAUAACAGCGUUACAGCACGAGAUAUUUGGUGGAUUGUUGAAACUAUAUUCUAUUACUAUAGAAAACAACCCUCUACGUUGUGAUUGCGAAAUGUUCGCCUUUAUGCGCUUUGCAAAAACAAGACAAUUGCAGUUAGAACCAUACUGGAAGGGCGAAGAACCCUCAUGUCAGAACCCUCUCAGUUUGAAAGAAAUAUUGCUGAAGGACUUUAUACUUCAAGACAUAGUUUGUGAUCCAGUCUCCACUACCGGUUCAGAUCUCAACACUACAAGUGCAGUCACCAAUGUCACCAGUAGCAACUACAGCUUUACCACUACAGACGCCAGCACUGCUCGUCCAGUAAUCACCGUUACAGGCACAAAGAACACUAAAGUUACCGUUCCGGGGGACCCAUCUGAACUUCUAUCUAUACAGAAGGAGAUGCUGGAGUUAACGAGACAAGACAUUGCCAUCAAGCGGGAUAUACUCCAAACCUUUAAAGCAUUUGUGGCUCGCAAAACGAAAAAGAAUAGAAAGAAGGGCAAAAAAUUGUUGUAGUCUAUUAAAUGUGUAGUUAUCUUUUUAUUUUCCUUGAAAGCUUAUUAUCUCCUACAGAAACAUACAUUUCUGUCACUUAUGUCUGUAAACAAAGACUAUUUCUGACAUGCUUUAUUGCAAUAGAUUAGUUCCAUUACAAUAAAUGUUUAAGAACUA
Messenger RNA from Ostrea edulis (European flat oyster), 1363 nucleotides. Its product is annotated as slit homolog 2 protein-like. The transcript has 11 exons. Gene Ontology annotation, molecular function: protein binding. The coding region runs from base 113 to 1207 and encodes 364 amino acids. Lineage: Eukaryota; Metazoa; Mollusca; Bivalvia; Ostreida; Ostreidae. Gene Ontology annotation, cellular component: plasma membrane. The record is from RefSeq and is a predicted model, not a curated record.